ACAUUCGAACCGGAAACGGAAUCACACCGUUGUUUUUUUCCUAUUCCUCUCGCUCCGUUGCUUCGGGCAGGUACAGAAGUUUCCAACAAACAUGGAGUACAAACUGAUCAUGGCCGUCUCCGGCUUCCCGAGUCUCUACGACACAAACUCACUGACCUACCGGGACCUGAACAUGAGGGCGGACUCGUGGAGGCAGGUCGCGGAGAUCGUUGGUGUUCCCGAGUCUGAAUGCAGGAGGAAGUGGAAGACUCUGAGAGACCAACACAGGAGGGAAAGGCAGAGAGAGAAAGAGAGACGUGAGAGCGGCGUGGGGCUGUUAAACUACAGGCCGUGGAGAUACUCGUCCAUUUUGUCGUUUUUAAACCCGUUUAUCGACGCCAGAGCUGCAGGCACCAACGGCUGGGCUCUGGACCCGCAGCCCUCCCAGCUGCACUCGGCUGAAAUGGUGGGCUGCAGUACGACCACAGAGACGAGGAGCGACGACGACGAGAACUACGGCUUCGCUGUAGCAGACGCAACAACAACAUCAUCGUCAUCGUCGUCCUUCUCAGAGUUCGUCCCGAGGAAGCGACCGUCUCCCGCCAACGGAGACGCUAUCAGACUUAAAGAGGCAAAGAUUGAGGUGACCUCAGACUCUGCUGCUAAAGACGACAGCGUGCAAACACAGCACGUCCAACAUGCUAACAUGAAGGAGCUGUUUGAGAUGAUGAUGCAGUCAGUUACAGCUUUGGCCACAUCCUUAGUUUCUCCACACUCUUCCUCACAGCCCUCGGAUCAGCUGAUGCCUCCCGCUGUCCCGCAGCUUGAUCUCCAGCACCGUCAGGCUGUCUGCAGCCCGCCGCCGUCCAGCACGACAUCCAGGCUCAACCACCUGAAAUCAGAGGAGCAGGAAAUUGUGGUGACUGAGAUUUUAGAUCACACGGACGAGGAGGAGGAGGAGUGCGGCGUGCCGUCCAGACCGACUCGAGCCAAGAGGAAGAGCAGCGACAGUCUGCUGGAGGAGUACCUGAGGAGGAUGGAGACCAGGGAGACGCAGAGGAACCUGGAUGUGGAUCAGAGAGACGAUGUUACUCUCUUCCUGCUGAGCUUGGCUCCAGCCAUGAGAAGACUUUCUGCAGAAAAGCAGUCGUUGGUCAGAACCAAGAUACAGCAGCUUCUGCACGAGGCUGAGUUUGGUGCUACGAAUUUUCAGUGAUCCCAAACUGUUUUAUAUUUGACUUUUUUAUCAAUACUGCAUGGAUCACAUUCUACAGGACGUCAAUAAUCAGACAGAGAAGUUUUCUCUUUUUUAUUAUACUGUAGCUGAACUUCUCCUUUCCUAUGUUUUUGGUGCCAUUUAUAAUAAAAUCCUAUUGUAACAGUAAUCUGUGUUUUGAUUUAUGAAUUAUUCUUCAAAGUGAAGUAAACACAGUUUUUCUUUAUAUGUGGGAAAAGCUGUUAUUUGAAGGUCAAAUGGUUCCAUGAUGUUGCUUUAAAAUGUGAAAUAAUCUAUAUUUAUUAUAUGGAAUGCAGUGGAUGUUGAGUUUAAACAGUAGGAAAGAUGUAACCGCAGCCUACAGGUCACAGUGUCAGACCUCACUCACAGCGUUAAACCCUGGAACUGUUUUCUCUCUGUUAGGAGCAAAGUAAAUGUUUCUUAGAUGAGCAGCCAUCUAAGUGAUUUAUAACAGGCACCACACAGUUUUAACAUUUCUCACUGUUUGAUGAUGUUUUACUGACCAACCGAUUAAAGAAGUUAAUUAAUCAGAUAAUAAGGAGGAUUUAUUAUCAGAGUGACAAGUGCAGACAAUCAAGAUAUUUAGACAGUAACUGUCCAAUCAGUGUCAGAUUUAGUCUUUGUUUGUUUGUUUGUUUGUGGCUGAUAAAUGACACCAAGAAGAAAAAGAUAAAAUGGUGUGAUUUCCUAACAAAUGUUCAAAUGCAAAUAAAAUAUGAAUAUUCUUAAUAA
This is a messenger RNA of Lates calcarifer (barramundi perch), 1948 nucleotides long. RefSeq lists its product as uncharacterized. The transcript has 3 exons. Gene Ontology annotation, biological process: regulation of transcription by RNA polymerase II. NCBI's taxonomy places the organism in Eukaryota, Metazoa, Chordata, Actinopteri, Centropomidae. Gene Ontology annotation, molecular function: DNA binding. Gene Ontology annotation, cellular component: nucleus; transcription regulator complex. The coding region runs from base 92 to 1195 and encodes 367 amino acids. The record is from RefSeq and is a predicted model, not a curated record.